CUAUCAUUCGUGUCGUGGAAAAGAGUGUACAGUAUAGUUGAAUAUAUCAGACGAGGUUCAGCAUGGUGAAAGUCGUGAUAUUUGUUUCUAUAUGUGUCAUAGUUGCAUCACUAUGUAGCGGGAAAAGCGUGAAAAAACGAGAGGAGGCAGAAGUUGUCGGAACUGAUGUGGAUAUAACGUUAAUUUCUUUAGAGAAUGCCGUAGAAAAUUACAAUAUUGGAGGGUCAAGCUCAACCAAAAGACAGAUGGAUAUCGAUUUAACUUCAACUGACGGUAUUGUGGUUGUAUACUUACUAUUUACGUCCUGUACCUAUGUUCCGUUUUGGAUAAGUGACUUUACUGAUAGGUUUCGUGGAGGUGUAAUGCAGAUUAAAUAUUCAACUGAUCCUGCCAAUAUGCCGACUACCUGGACAGAUAUUAAUCAAAGUCCGGUCGAUUUCUUUAUCGGAAAUCAUUCAUUAUGGACUGUGUAUUUCGGACCAUUUGCACCAUGCACCACAGUAUACAUCGAUGCUCAAUUAGAAAAGAAUGGUCUAACAUCAUAUUUGGGUAAUUUUAGUGUAUCGACUGAUGAUGGGUCCAUACAGGUUGGCGGAGUUUUGGUUUCUGGUACUACGUUCGUGACUAGUGAUGGAAAUAUUGAAAUUCAGGUCAUUAGUGAAUACAUGAGGCUGAUUUUUUCAGUAACUGCAAAAUGGUGGAUUUUAUGGAUCAAGAACGAACAAACUAAACGCAAUGAAAUACGUUUUGAAAUCAAAGACAACUCAGUCCUUGUUGAGAAACAGUGUGGAAUGCUUGGUCCUAAGUAUGUCGACAAUACACUACAUCCGUUUGUAGGAUUCAUAAAGCCAAAUGGAGCUAUCACAAAUGACGCAAUCGAGCAUGGCAACAGCUGGGUGGUGAUUGGAAG
Molecule: messenger RNA, 910 nt
Organism: Saccoglossus kowalevskii
Lineage: Eukaryota; Metazoa; Hemichordata; Enteropneusta; Harrimaniidae
Source: RefSeq, a predicted model, not a curated record